AUGGCUCAAAUUGUUCGACAAAGCAAGUUCAGACAUGUGUUCUGUAAGCCAGUGAAGCAUGAGAGCUGCAUGUCCGACAUUAGAGUACGUGCUUCGAAUAUUCACAGCGAAACUUUCUUCUUUCCGUUUCUAGGUCACUGAGAUCACCUGGGACUCUCUAUUCUGUGAUGUCAAUCCAAAGUUCAUCGCUUUCAUCAACAGAGGCGCCGGCGGUCCGUUCAUGGUGAUUCCCGUCAACAAGGUACGUCUUCCUUCCCUUCCCACACAUGUUUCCUAUCUAUUUAACUGCUAGCGAGGUAUCAUGUGUGCUUGUUGUUAUUUCUGUUUUGCCCACACACCAACUGCUAUCUAAGCGGUCAUAGAACACUUUUCCAGAUCGGAAGAAUCGACAAGGACUAUCCGUUCGUCGACGCCCACAAGGCGCCGUGUCUCGAAGUCGCAUGGAGUCCUUUCAACGACAACGUCAUCGCCUCGUGCUCCGAAGACACCACGUGCAAAGUUUGGGUCAUUCCGGACCGAGGACUCUCUCGCAAUCUGGUCGAGCCAGCCGUUGAGUUGACGGGACAUCAGAAGAGAGUGAACACGAUUGCCUGGCAUCCAGUGGCCAACAACGUUCUUUUGACUGCGGGUGACUCGCGGCAUUCAAAAGAACACUGUUAAAAUGAGCGGUUGCAGGAGGAGAGAAUGUGAUGUUCAUGUGGAAUGUGGGCACGGGAGAGGCUCUUCUUGAGAUCUCUGGACAUCCGGAUCAGAUCUGGAGCAUUAAUUUCAAUUACGACGGAAGUCAGUUCGUGACCACUUGCAAGGACAAGAAGAUUCGUAUUCUGGACUCGCACACCGGUGAAGUUCUUCACGAAGGAACCGGUCACGAGGGAGUGAAGCCUCAAAGAGCCAUCUUCGUGAAGGAUGGACUCGUUCUUACAACUGGGUAAUAGAAAUAGAGCUGAUUUGAACAUAAGUCUCUCUUCAGAUUCACGAAAAGAUCUGAACGUUUGUACGCCCUCCGUGCUCCAGAAGACCUCUCCACUCCAAUUGUUGAGGAAGAGCUGGACACUUCGAACGGCGUGAUGUUUCCGUUUUACGACGAAGACGCUGGAUUGGUGUAUCUAGUGGGUAAAGGCGACUGUGCCAUUCGGUACUACGAAGUCAACAACGAGGCUCCGUUCGUGCAUUACAUCAAUACGUACACAACGAGUGAGCCACAGAGAGCCAUCGGAUUCCAAUCGAAGAGAGGAAUCACAUCGGAAGAGAACGAGAUCAACAGAAUUUACAAGUUGACCACGAAGGGAGUCGUUGAUAUUCUUCAGUUCUUUGUUCCUCGAAAGUCAGAUCUGUUCCAAGUGAGUGUGCUGCUUCUUAUCAUUAGCAUCCGAAAGGGUUUCAGCAUGAUCUUUACCCAGACACCCGUUCAACCAUCCCUGCGUUGACGGCCGAGGAGUUUAUGGAAGGAAAGAACUCUGCUCCGAACCGGCAGCCCGUAAAUGCGGCCGCCGCUGCAGCUGCUUCAAAGCCGAAGGUCCAGGUGGCCAAGAAGGCGAACAUCCUGAGCACUCUCGCUCCCACUACGUUAGUUCUUUUUCUUACUGUGAAUUGUAGUUGUUUCAAAUUCAGCGCAGAGAGUGCUUCUUACUCGGAACGUCCAUCUGCCGCUUCUUCUGCCGCCCCGUCGCCCCGUCCGUCGGCUUCCCCGAGACCUCGUCCAGUUGUCGUCGACGAGGAUAUGGGAAUUGUUCCGAUGCGGGAGGCUCCUCCGAGCAGACCGGCUUCUUCCAGAGCAUCUAGGACUGAGAUUCCUCCGAGAGAGGAGAACAAGCCGGAUCCGAUGAAGCCGAAGCAGGCGGUAAGAUCCUCGCCCACUUCUCGCCGUCUUCAGCACAGCUUUCCUCCGCCCAGCUUCUUCAUGCAUGCUUCCUUCUCUCACUCACUUUCCCUUCUUUCAGGUCACACUCAAGUCCCGAGCUGCCCGUGAUGAGCCGGGAGGUGAAGGACAGACUGCUGGUCAGAGAAGAGCGGCCGCCGAGUUGGAGAAGAUCAAGAGGUCCCAGGGGGGAAACGCCGAUGAGGACACUUUGGCUCCGCCCCCUCAGUCGAGAGCUUCCGCCUCGCCACGUGGCAGCAUUUCCUCUGAUGCCGGGGCACGUUUCACUAACUUUCCUUCCCAGGGCUCUCAGCUUCCAGCCUUACCGAAUCCAAGUUCCGCGUUCCCAUCUCAAUAUUUUGUUUACAGCACGUGCCGCAGAAUAUGGACGAGCUUCUCGAUGAUCUUAUGAAGAUGAAGGCGGUGCUCCGGCAGCACGAGCGUCGCAUCCGAAUGCUCGAGGAGGAAAUCGCCGACCGCAAUAUGAGCAACGCCUACUCCUUCUAA
This is a messenger RNA of Caenorhabditis sp. 36 PRJEB53466, 2365 nucleotides long. NCBI's taxonomy places the organism in Eukaryota, Metazoa, Nematoda, Chromadorea, Rhabditida, Rhabditidae. The record is from the annotation of a GenBank genome assembly.